Limanda limanda (common dab) is the source of this 1389-nucleotide messenger RNA. RefSeq names its product 5-hydroxytryptamine receptor 3A-like. The record is from RefSeq and is a predicted model, not a curated record. Gene Ontology annotation, cellular component: membrane; neuron projection; synapse. Gene Ontology annotation, biological process: nervous system process; regulation of membrane potential; signal transduction. Gene Ontology annotation, molecular function: neurotransmitter receptor activity; extracellular ligand-gated monoatomic ion channel activity; transmembrane signaling receptor activity. Lineage: Eukaryota; Metazoa; Chordata; Actinopteri; Pleuronectiformes; Pleuronectidae. The transcript has 11 exons. Bases 1 to 1389 code for a protein of 462 amino acids.
AUGCUGUUCUUCGGUUCUCUCCUCCUGCUCGUCUUCCUCACAGUUCUUUUACUCAUGUGCUCUUCAGACGACGUGUGCCCGGAGGAGAACUGCAGUUACCAGGACGUGUUAAACUACCUGAACAUGAGCAGAAACAACGAGCGCUUCUCCAUGAGCCGGCCUGUGAAGGACUACAGACACACCACCCCGGUGUACCUGGAGGUUGUGCUCUACGCCAUUCUAGAUGUGGUUGAGAAAGAGCAGAAGUUCAUCCCUUACGUUUGGACUGUCGUGCGGUGGCACAACGAAUACAUUUCCUGGGAUCCAAACCAAUUUUGUGGAAUUGACAAUGUUUCUAUGCCGGCUGAACUUUUGUGGAAGCCAGAUCUCACUAUUGUAGAAAUGACAGAGAAGGACAAAGCUCGUCCCAGUCCGUAUCUCACCAUCAACGCUAAAGGUGACGUGGAGGUUCAGAACGUCCAGGUGUUAGUCAGCACCUGCAGGAUGCAAAUCUACAUGUUUCCCUUCGACACUCAGAGCUGCAACCUCACCUUCCAGUCCGUCAUACACGCUGCUAAGGACAUUCGGCUGCGAGCCAGUGACAACUCCUCAGAGGCCACCGAGGAGUCUCGGGAGGCGAUGCGGACGCAGUACGAAUGGUUGUUCAUCAACAUGACGGUCACACCCAGAAACUCCACAGAUCUCCUCUGCCAAGACGUCAUUGUUUACACUAUCAAAAUGAAGAGGAGGUCGGCCCUCUACAUCGUCAACUUCAUCCUCCCCAUCCUCUUCUUCCUCGGUCUGGACUUGGCUUCCUUCCUGAUGUCAGACACCAGCGGUGAGAAGUUGGGCUUCAAGGUCACCGUGCUCCUCGCCGUCACCGUGCUCCAACUCAUUCUCAAUGACAUUCUGCCUUCGUCCUCAGACAGGAUCCCGCUCAUAGCGGUUUACUGCAUCGGGAUUUUUGCUCUGAUGAUGCUCAGCCUCCUGGAGACGAUUGUGCUGAUGUAUCUGAUCGAGAAAGACUCGGCGCCACAAGGCAACGAGAAAAGCAGAAGUCUGAGGGACAAGUGUAACCAGGGCAAAGACAAUUACAACAACUGUCAUGAAGCUCUUUGUUACCAAAUCUUAUUUUGGUCUGGUGAAACUCCGUCUGAGCUGCUGUCUAUGGCCAACGAGUGUCAGAGCAGAAAGCUGGUGGAGGACGAACGGGUCCUGGAUACGGUGUCAGACGAGCUGAGGGAGAUGGAGAAAACUCUGAGUCUGAUACUCAGCAGCCGGAGAGACGAGUGCAAACCCGGCUACUGGAGCGCAGCGGCUAAAAGAGUCAACAAAGUCUUCUUCAUUUUCUACGUCAUAGUGAUCACCGUGUUUUUAUUUUGGCUCUUUUUAAUGUGGAAAUCCGAGUGA